Messenger RNA from Drosophila miranda, 2505 nucleotides. RefSeq names its product dnaJ homolog subfamily B member 6-B (gene mrj). The transcript has 7 exons. Bases 379 to 1461 code for a protein of 360 amino acids. Gene Ontology annotation, cellular component: cytoplasm; nucleus. NCBI's taxonomy places the organism in Eukaryota, Metazoa, Arthropoda, Insecta, Diptera, Drosophilidae. The record is from RefSeq and is a predicted model, not a curated record. Gene Ontology annotation, molecular function: protein folding chaperone; protein-folding chaperone binding.
UUUACACGUCGUUGCGUCUGUUGCGAUUUGGAUUAGGGGAAAACUUGUAUUGAAAAGUGGAUCCAAAGACUGUUGGUACGGAGCAUUCAACGCGAGGCGCGAACAGAAACGCCGAAUUUGUGCUGAAUUCUUCUUUUCUUUCGUCGCUCGGUCGCCCGUCGUGUUGCCUGUUCCGAAUCUUUGGGGCUUUUUGCAUAAAAACAAAAAAAAGCGCGCUUGACUUGGCGCCGAAAUAUUAGUUGGUGUUCACUGCGAGAUUUAAUAAGUGCAGAGCGACGGUAAUAGAGGCUGCACCCUUUGCUGGACGGACGAGUAACUAACUAAUCGCAACCACCACAAAAAUUAGACGCUCAGACUACACACAGUAAACCAUCCAAAAUGGUCGACUACUAUCAGGUUCUCGAUGUGGCGCGUACAGCCACCGACGGUGAAGUGAAAAAGGCUUAUCGAAAAUUAGCACUAAAAUGGCAUCCGGACAAGAAUCCGGACAAUCUGGAUGAGGCCAACAAACGUUUUCGCGAGCUUUCCGAGGCCUACGAAGUGCUAUCCGAUGCACGUAAGCGCCGGAUCUACGAUGCCCGUGCCACGCUGCACAAAUCGUCGGCGAGCAACAGCAGCAGCGGCAGCUACUCCCGCUAUCGCAGCAGCGGAGGAGGCAGUGGCAGUGGCAGUGGCAGUGGCUAUGGUGCCACUUCAUAUGGCCGUGACUACGACUAUGAUUACUAUCCGAGCUCCGGCCGCAGGUCCGGCAACCGCUACCAGGCGUUUACCUUCCGUAACUUCUUUGAGGGCACACCAUUUCACAAACUCUUUGAGAAGAAACGUCGCAUCUAUGACGAGUACGGCAAGGAUGGUCUGGGCGAACGCGGCCAAAGCCGCAACUCUCAUGCCCGUCAUCAUUACAGCACUCACGACUAUGACGACUUUGAUAUUAUGGGCGGAUUUCCGUUCGUGUUCCGACCACCAGAGGAGGUCUUCCGCGAGUUCUUUAGCGUAAAUUCGCCCUUUGCCGGCUUUUUCAGAGAUGCUAAUGGAUACACAAAUGGGACAAUGAGCGGUGGCGGCGGUGGCUCGGGCAGCAGUCGACGUCAUGGAUCCAGUGCUGCAGGAUUUGGAGGAGGAUCGCGCCAUCAUCACCAUCACCAGCACAAAAUGGCCAGCCCAUUUGGGGCGCCCAUGCUCAACUACUCAAUGAUGGAUUUUUGUAUGCCUACCAGCGGUUUCGCCUCGUUCACAUCAAUGACUGGCAAUGGCAGCGGUGGUGUUGCCCACAUCUUUGGUGGCCCUAAUGAUGCCAUCAAGCGCACCUCCACAUCGACGGUGUUUGUCAAUGGCAAGAAGCUGACGACCAAGCGGGUCGUUGAGAAUGGCAAGGACACUGUCUUUUCAUAUGAAAACGAUGUCCUUAAAUCAAAGACUGUGAACGGAGUUUCCCAAAAGCUCUCUUCAAUAUCUAAUUAAUGCAAGAAACAAAUAUAUAGCAUAUAUACAAGCAGCGGCAGCGGCAUCGACGACGGCGGCGGGGCCACAGCAACAAUCAACAACAACAAAAAAGUCAUAAAUGUAAAGAAAAAGGAGAAAACAUUAACAAACACAAGAGGAACCUAUGAUUCCUUGAAUGCUUCGAUACGUUCAUGAUACGUUCAUUAAUUUUGUUCUACAUUAGAAUCUAGUUAUUUUUUAGUGGAAAGAACAGCAGUAGCAGAAACAGCGGCGUAGAAUCAGCAAGAGCCGAAGCACACCAUAAAAACACAGAGCAGCAACAGAGGAGAAAGGACCGAGAAAACAUCAGCAGAAACCGAUUUUAGAAUCAGAAGCGACGGCCAGGAGUCGAACCAAAAUUCCUUGUCAAUGCCAGUUAUCUUUUGCAGCACUUUGAUUCGAAAACUGGCCACAUAAUCCAAAUUUUAAUGUUUUGUGGUGCGUUGUUUCGAGACACAAUGCCAGAAAAUAAAACAAAAGCUCCAAAAUGAUUAGAGCAGCUACUUAAACACAGAACAUAACCGAAAAUGCUGUACGCUUAAGCAAUUUAGCCACUAAUUCUAAGGGCUGAUUUGAUCGCUCUUCCGAGGACGGGAGUGUGUCUGUGCGUGCGUGUAUAUGAAUUGGGGGGAAGUUGGGUGGGAAUUAAAUAUAUAUUUUAUGUAUGUACGUAGCUAUCUACCUUUAGUCACUUAAGUUGCCACAAUACUUACUAGAGAAAAGAAAAGAAAAAAAAACUAAAAAAGAACCAGCAAAACAGCAAGAAACGAAAUCGAAAACGAAACACACGAGUGCGAGUUCUCUGCGCUGAAUAGAGGAAAAGAAAAACCUAAAACUACAUUUCUGAUGACAUUAAAUGUUUACAUAAAUAUAAUUCAUAAUUUAAAACUCUGUUUUAAUUUUAAUGCCGUAUUUCAUAGCGUAUAGUGGUUUUUUAAAUGCUUAAGCCUAUUCUCACAUAACCACAAACGAAUUCGCGGAGAAAACAAAUGAAAAUAAUCUAACAUAAUCAAUCGCCAAUAA